UAUAUUUUCAAAUUUCAACAGUUGUCUCUCUUAAUUAAAUUCUUAACUUCCAUAACCAAGAUUAGGUUGUGGAUCUUGCGUGUGUGUUUUGUUCUUGUAAUAAAACACCACCGUUUUGAUCGAGUUCUUGCAACAUUCUGGACUCUAGAAGGAAAAGGCCGGCAAAGGGAUCGAUCGAUGGAGAUUUCGUCGGAGCAAGAGAUCAAAAGCACCCAAAAGAUUAAAAGCAAAAAGGGUGGCCUUAGAACCAUGCCUUUCAUCAUAGCUAAUGAGACAUUUGAAAAGGUUGCCAGCUUUGGGCUUAUUGCGAAUAUGAUACUGUACUUGAUGAACGAAUAUCACAUGGAUCCCGUCGCCGGAGCUAGCCUGUUGUUCCUGUGGUCAGCCAUAUCGCACUUCACCCCUGUCAUUGGGGCUUUCCUUUCUGAUUCUUACUUCGGCCGGUUUCGGAUGAUUGCUUAUGGGACUGUUUUUAGCCUUCUUGGGCUGACCGUGUUAUGGCUUACAGCAAUUAUUCCACAAGCAAGGCCUCCCCAUUGCAACAACCCAAAUGUAGAAAAAUGCAAGCCCCCAACGUCAGCUCAGCUCGCACUUCUCCUAUCCUCAUUUGCCCUCAUGUCAAUAGGGGCUGGUGGCAUUAGGCCAUGCUCCCUAGCCUUUGGUGCAGAUCAGUUUAACGAGGCAGACAACCUCAAAAAAGAAAAGAUCUUACAAAGCUUCUUUAACUGGUAUUAUGUUUCAAUUGGGAUCUCUAUAAUGCUCUCUGUGACAGUCAUAGUUUAUAUUCAAGAUGUAGCAGGUUGGGUUGUGGGUUUCGCAGUUCCUCUAGGGCUCAUGGUUUUCUCUGCGAUUACUUUCUUAUUGGGUACUUGUUUUUAUAUCAAAAUUAAGGCAAACAAGAGCUUGUUUACUGGUUUUGCCCAAGUGACACUAGCUGCUUGGAAAAACAAACACCUACACUUGCCACCAAAGAUUUCUGAUGGAUUGUACUAUCACAAGGGCUCAAACCUUCUCGUGCCAACCGACAAACUAAGGUAUCUAAACAAGGCUUGCAUCAUUAGGAACCUUGUGAAGGAUUUGGAUUCUAAUGGCAUGGCUUUGAACCCAUGGAGUCUAUGUACAACAACACAAGUAGAAGAGCUAAAAGCACUAUUAAAGGUCCUCUUUGUUUGGUCCACCGGCAUAAUGGUCUCCGUGACACUCAACCAACAAGCAUUUUCCGUGCUCCAAGCAAGCACCAUGGACAGACACGUUGUCAACAAGUUCAAAAUCCCAGCAGCCUCCCUCGGCGUGUUUGGAAUCCUCAGCAUGGCAGCAACAGUGGCCAUCUAUGAUCUGGUUGGUGUUCCCUUGCUGUCAAAGUUCACCAAAUUGAAACGUGGGCUUAGCCUUAAAGAACGUAUGGGAAUUGGUGUAGCGCUCACAUGUGUAGCCACCGCAAUGUCAGCAGUUGUAGAGGGGAAACGCAGAAAUACAGCAAUCCGAGAAGGGUUAUCCGAUGAUCCGCACGCAGUGGUAAACAUGUCUGCAAUGUGGCUAGUGCCACAAUAUUGCCUGCAUGGAAUUGCUGAGGCCUUCAACGCAAUUGGGCAAAUACAGUUCUACUAUUCUCAGUUCCCCAAGAGCAUGUCUAGCAUUGCCAUGGCUCUUUUGUCUCUUGGGAUGGGUGUGGGGAACUUGUUUGCCAGUCUCAUAGUCUAUAUUGUGGAUGAUGUGACGAAGAGAGGGGGAAACGUGAGUUGGGUGUCAAAGAACCUUAACAAGGGUCACUAUGAUUACUAUUAUUGGGUGCUUACUAUUUUGGGAGUGGUUAAUGUUUUCUACUAUAUUUUAUGUAGUUGGGCAUAUGGUAGUGAAGAUGACAAGGUGGAAGGCGUGAAAGAGGAAGAUAUGCCCAAGUCCUACAACUAUACCCCCUGACGUCUCUAUUUGAUUUGUACAAUCUGUUUACUUGAUUGUGGGCAGAGUUUGCAAACAGGCAAACAAAAUUUUAAGUACGUAUCAAAACAAUUUAAUACUAAUCUAGUGCAAACUAAACUCAAGUACGUGGCGGAAGGUUGGGUUUGAAAGAACUCAAACCUUAUUACGAAUUUGUGUAAACACUCAUGCCCAUCUCGCGGGUUUGCAUUCUCUUUUAUAAUCAAUACAUGUAGUUUGUUACAAGAUAUAAAUGUUACAUUUGAAUUGAACACGGCAUUGCAUUGAUAUCUUAUCACUUUAC
Molecule: messenger RNA, 2221 nt
Organism: Alnus glutinosa
Lineage: Eukaryota; Viridiplantae; Streptophyta; Magnoliopsida; Fagales; Betulaceae
Product: protein NRT1/ PTR FAMILY 1.2-like
Exons: 5
Coding region: 178-1920 (580 amino acids)
Biological process (GO): transmembrane transport
Cellular component (GO): plasma membrane
Molecular function (GO): transmembrane transporter activity
Source: RefSeq, a predicted model, not a curated record